Molecule: messenger RNA, 2211 nt
Organism: Ictalurus furcatus (blue catfish)
Lineage: Eukaryota; Metazoa; Chordata; Actinopteri; Siluriformes; Ictaluridae
Gene: calb1
Product: calbindin 1
Exons: 11
Coding region: 1296-2084 (262 amino acids)
Biological process (GO): regulation of presynaptic cytosolic calcium ion concentration; regulation of long-term synaptic potentiation
Cellular component (GO): dendritic spine; nucleus; dendrite
Molecular function (GO): calcium ion binding
Source: RefSeq, a predicted model, not a curated record
UAUGAGCUAAAUGGUGACUUUCCAGGGAAGCAAAGAAGGUGCCACAUUUGCUUAUCAUAAUAUUACUUGAUAAUAUUGUUUUUAGGCAGGGACGUAACCUGGUCUGGGCAUUGGGGGCUGUGGCCCCGAAGACUUUUUCUUUAGUCCUGAAUAAUUCUCCACCUGGAGCGGUUUGUCACUACAAAACUGAAUGUCAGUAAAAGAAGAAGGCGGUGUUGUAAUUUUAUAUCUUCAGUGAAUGGAGGCGAGACCAAUCAGACAGGUUUUACAGGAAAUACGUGGAAAUACUCGUGGCUAACAGCUCUAAAUUCUGCCAACCACUAGCUCACACAGUCACUGUGAGGAAAAAUGGACAUAUGCUGAUAUGUUUUCUUUUUUAAAUCAGUAAAGGGGUUGAAACUGAAACCAUAACAUCCUCUGAUGCUGAGCAGGAAAACAGUGUGGCCCCCAGAGCAACAGGGGUGGGCUUGCAUUUGACCCGGCACUUUUCAAACUACUGGAUCGGUGACCCAACACUUCAGGCAAUAACACACAGGUCUGUCUCGGUUGAAAAACCAAUCAAAACAUUCAUGUGAGCUGGGGGUUGGGACAUUUCUCCUAAAGGUGAUCUCCUAUGAGCACUAAAGGGUUAAGCAUGCAGUAAUUAAAUUACUGUAAUUUAAUAUGUUCUAUAAUUUUAUAUAUAAGUGGAAUGUAACCGAGUUAGCCCUAGUAUUGUAUAAGGAAGCAAACACUGAGAUGUUGUGGGUUCUUUACUGCUUAAUAAAAUAAAUGUAAAGAAUAUUUUCUUGAUGUACGCAUGUUCUACUUGCAGUAUUUGCUGCGGCACAUGAUAUCUAUUUUAAACAUCAUUAGUAGCUCAAAUUUUUAUUAAAUAUCAUUAAAAGCAUCUUUUGGAGUAGUGGUGCCACCCCUGCUCAUGAUAUCAGUUUAAAAGCAAGACAAAGAAGGAAUAAAGAUAGAUUACUCUUCAUAAUGCAAAAAUUAGUUUAAAAAGGUAGCCUAGACAUAUGCCAUCCCUCUCUCCAAUAACUUUAACACAAAGCGUUUCAUUAAUUUUAUAUAAUCAGGCAUAAGGAGCGCAUUGGGGAAUGACCUAUGGAAGACCAGUGUUUGUCACGUGUUGAUUUCGACGCUGAGCUGCAGGUGGGGGGUGGGAGGAAGGUGAGGGUGAAAUUUUUGUCCCGGUUGACCCAGCAUAAGGCUGUUAGUGUGGUUUAUAUAGAGAGAGUGCAGCGAUCAGAGCGGCGCUGUCUCAGUGUUAGAGCAUCGCAUCAGCAUCAGCGCGGGAAAAAAUGGCCAACUCUUACCUUCAGGGAGUGGAGAUUUCUGCCUCUCAGUUCCUGGAUAUCUUUCAUCAUUAUGACAAUGACGGUAAUGGGUAUAUCGAGGGGAAGGAGUUACAGAACUUUAUUAAGGAACUUCAGCAAGCUCGGAAACAAGCAGGCCUGGAACUAACAGACCAAAUGAGGGCUUUUGUGGAAGAAUAUGAGAAAAAUGUUGACGGAAAAAUAGAUAUUAUUGAGUUGGUACAAAUACUACCCACAGAGGAAAAUUUCUUGCUAUUUUUCCGUCAACAACUGAGGUCCUGUACAGAAUUUAUGGAGGCCUGGAGAAAUUAUGAUGCUGAUCACAGUGGCUACAUCGAAGCUGAUGAGCUUAAGAAUUUUUUGAGAGACCUGCUUCAGAGAGCAAAGAAACCUUUCGAUGAGAAGAAGUUAGAGGAAUACACAUCAACCACGCUAAAAAUUUUCGAUUUGAAUAAUGAUGGAAAAUUAUGUCUGGCGGAAAUGGCAAGGUUACUGCCAGACGAAGAGAACUUUCUAAUGAAAUUUCAGGGAGUAAAAAUGGCCAGAAAAGAGUUCAACAAGAUUUUUGAGUUAUAUGAUAAGGACAGGAAUGGCUAUAUGGAUGAGAACGAGCUGGAUGCCUUGCUCAAAGACCUAUGUGAGAAAAACAAAAAGGUGAGACUUUCUUCCACAAGCUGUCUGAAAGAUUUUGUUUUAGCAAAUUACAUUGACUCACAUUUUUGCCAGUGCUGGGGUGGGCUUGUACCAACACAGUUUCUUGAAGCAGACUCAUGAAAGCAUGCUAACAUCAGUCAAAAUCCAAUCUCCUGCUUUGUGCGUGCCCUGCAUACAGAUGUGUGACUACAGCAGUACUUAAACCUGGCUUAUUUUAGUCCAUAACAUCUGCCAACUUACAUAUGUA